AACAUCUCCACUAUUUUCUAUGGGGUUGGUGGGCGAUGACCCAUUUUCUAAAACAUUAGACCAAAACGUAAGAUUUUUCAAAUUAUGUAACAUCUACUUUAUCAAAAAAUUCUUGAAGAUUUUCUUGAACCAACCCAUAAGUUCAACUUGAAUUAGUUCAACUACUCUAAAAAAAAAUACCCUCAAAUUGCACAAUAUCCCCAGCCAGUCAACAUUAAAUUUGGUACUACAUUUGAUCAAGAAGCCAAAAAUGGCAAUCCAAAAUCAAAUUCCACUUCUCAUCACUCUUGCUUCAACCAUUGCCUUUUGUGCUCAAGCCCAAAACGGCGAUCAAGCCACGUGGGCCAAGCGAGUUGACUCGGGCGAUCAAGUGGUGACGACUCUCCAAUUCUAUUUCCACGACAAACUCAGCGGCCAAAACCCGAGCGCGAUCGAGAUAGCUCGACCGUUGCAGGGCGGCGCCGCCCUCCCCGGUCAAUUCGGCAAGCUCUUGAUGAUCGACGACGCGUUGACCGUGGGGCCCGACCCCUCGUCCAAGCUCGUGGGCCGGGCCCGGGGGCUGUACGGCUCGGCCGCGCAGGCCGAGCUGAACUUGAUCAUGGCCCUUAGCUAUGUUUUCACCGACGGAAUAUACGACGGCAGCUCCUUGAGCCUUCUUAGCAUCAAUUCCGCGUUGAAUUCGCCGCGGGAGAUGUCGGUGGUGGGCGGGACCGGGCUUUUCCGGCUGGCCCGGGGCUACGCCGUCGCGCAAACCUACUCGGCCGAUGCUAGCGGGGAUGCCAUUGUUGGGUACAAUGUCACGGUUGCUACCAAUAUAUGAGAGAGUGUUAGGUUUUAUUCGGUUCGGUUUCUCUGUUUUAUUUUUGAAAAAGAUAAUUCGAUCAAUUAGUGUUACAUGUCUCAAAAGAAUUGAACUAGGAUAUAGUUCAUUAGUUUGUUUUCUGUUUUAAUUUCGAAGGAAUACACACUAAUGUUGUCACUAGUGAAGGGUCCUUUUUACUUUUGAUGAAUUGAGUUUAUGGAUGACUUUGCAUCGCA
Salvia miltiorrhiza (redroot sage) is the source of this 1038-nucleotide messenger RNA. Its product is annotated as dirigent protein 23-like. The transcript has a single exon. NCBI's taxonomy places the organism in Eukaryota, Viridiplantae, Streptophyta, Magnoliopsida, Lamiales, Lamiaceae. Bases 251 to 820 code for a protein of 189 amino acids. The record is from RefSeq and is a predicted model, not a curated record.